AUGGCGAAGCGGAAGGGAGACGCUGAGCCGGAGAAACCUGAGGGAAAAGCGCAGCGUGUGAACACCUGGACGGACUUCAGCAGCAGCGAUCCGCUCUACGCGCUGAAGGGCGAGGUAGCCACCGCGUCGCUGGUGGACGACGCCGGUGCCGUGGACGAUGUGAAGAUGGCGCAGUAUUUGGAGGUUUUGGUGGUGCAAAAAGCUGCACAGAAGCCCAAAGAUUGGCUGGAAUUCUGGCAAGCUCUGGAGCUCCCGGUGCAGGGUCCGCAGCAAGCGGCGGUGCUGGGGUCCAUCAUCCACUUCUGCUUGGACCAUGCGCCCGUGGGAGGCUUGGGCCCCAUCCUCGCGGAGCUGAUCAAGGGGCACCGAGUGAAGACCAAGGUGGUGGAGGACGCCUUGGAGGCCACCAUGGUGGGACGCGAAGAUUCGGAGGGCGUCCUGCGUGAGAUGCUGAUACGGAUCUUUCCGAAGGGUCCUCAAUCCGAAUGGGGCUGGAGUCGCACUGGAUGGAGCUGGCAGGAGUGGUGGAAGAUUGUCCAGAAAACCAUGAGUGUGUUGCACCCCACCUCCGGCUUCGUGGAGCUGGGUCUGCUGUUGGAGCGCCUGGAGGCUGAAGCGCAGCUGCCCCUGGUGGAGCAGCCGACCUGGACCCAGCCGCGCCUUAAAAAGGCUCGGGAACUGCUAUGCGAACUUGGCGGCUUGGAAGACUGGGAGUUGGAUUCCUGUUUCAACGCUCGCCUGCGAUGA
Cladocopium goreaui is the source of this 747-nucleotide messenger RNA. NCBI's taxonomy places the organism in Eukaryota, Dinophyceae, Suessiales, Symbiodiniaceae. The record is from the annotation of a GenBank genome assembly.